CGUGUUUUAAGAUAGUAUCGCCACAAAGUAGACAGUCAAUUAAAACACAUCAAUGACUGUGAGAGCUGCCAUGCUCCUGUUUUGUCAUGUAUGAUCAAAAGUAUUUCUUCAUUCUCCAGGGUAAUAUAUUUUUUUUUUAUUGGAGGAAGCAAGCAUCUCACCUGAGUUGAGAAUGUCAACAAUCAAUGCUCAUCAACAACUACUUUUUCAGUUCCAACGAGAGCUUCAGUUAUGAAGCUCUCCGAGCUGCGGGUUAUAGUAAUUAUGGCGGUGCAGAUCUCGGCGAGGUGAUAGCCAUAUGCUCACAAAUCCGACCUGGAAAUGAAGAUGACUGGGUGCGUGAAUGGCAAAAAGCUGCGCAACGGGCGUAUGGGUACGCAGAUCACUCGAAAGUAGUAAACAACAAAGCAAGUGCAUACGAGGGGUAUCUUCGUGCAUCGAACUAUUUCCGUACGGCUGAAUUCUUUCGUAGAGAAAAUGUUGAUAGAGAUGAAACGUCAAACUUUUUGUAUGAAAAAUCAGAAAAUGCUUUUUUAGAAGCAAUGGAACUGUCUCCAUUUACUUACGAAUCCAUCAACAUCCCAUAUGAAGCGACAACAUUGCCAGGAUAUUUUGUCAGCCUAGACGGGACAAAAAAAGCGCGUCGUACCAUCAUCUUUAACGGUGGCUAUGACUCAACUCGAAGUGAAGGAUGGUUUGCAAUUGGAGCGGCAGCUUUGGCUCGGGGAUAUAACUUCCUUGCAUUUGAUGGACCGGGUCAGGGUGCUGCCAUUCGAAGACAGCAUCUUUACUUCCGACCUGACUGGGAGAAUGUGCUCACCCCUGUUGUUGACUAUGCAUUGACUCGCGCAGACAUCGACGCCAGCGGCAUCGUCUUAUUUGGCUGGAGUAUGGGCGGAUAUCUUGUGGCGCGAGGAGCCACACAGGAGCAUCGGGCUCGUGCAAUAAUUCUAGAUGAUGGAGUGUACGAUUUUGGUUCCGCCUUCCGAGCGAAACAGCCCCUUUUUGUGCAAAAGCUGGUCCAACUGAAGUAUGAUUCGAUCUGCAAUCUCAUUUUUCGCGGUGUGCAAGCCUUUUCCACUAAUGCCAGUUGGGGAAUGCGAAAUGGCAAAUGGACAUUCGGUGUCUCGUCCGAGGCAGAGUUAAUGCGUGCAGUGAACGACUAUACCUUGGAAGGGCGCUGUGAAAAUAUCAGAACGCCGUGUUUGAUACUCGAUGCGGAGAACGACCACUUUCUGAAGGGCCAACCGGAGAUGUUACGGAAGCAUUUGCAAUGUGAACAUGAACUAGUUAGUCUACGAGCAGAUGAAGGGGGAGACAAGCAUUGUCAUCAUGGAACCUUCUUUCGCUUACAUCAAGUACUGUUCGAUUACUUAGAAUCACAAUUGGCCCUGGACGAAAGAAUGUGAAUGUAUAAGGAAAUAUACAUGACUCUUUUCCGAACUCAAAACGACACCAAAAUUUCAAUGUGGUUAGGUUACAUUCGUUGGAACUCGGGAUUUUGAGUAUUUUUGUGAUCUGAGACGAGGGCGUCCCUGCAAUAAUCUGUGGCGUAGAAACCGAAAUAGCCUAGUCUGGCGGGCGUAGCUGCCGUAGUUGCUGAGAUGAAGGCCUAUGACGUCAUGCAACAUCGAGUGAAAAUCUUCACCAGAAGUAGGUCAACUUGGUCCCAAUAGGUCGCUGGACGGCACGGUUGUGGUCUUCGCUGUGCAUUGGUGUAGUGUGAGUAUUUAUGGCUCUCUUGCAUGGGAGAGCGGCGAGUUUGAUCUAUUAUCUACUUGACGCAAUUUCUGAAUUACUAUGGGGUAUCAAGUACGACAAAAGAACCUAUAGAAUGCAUGAGAGCUGAGGAAUAGAUUAAGCCUUCCAAU
This is a messenger RNA of Wallemia mellicola CBS 633.66, 1871 nucleotides long. Its product is annotated as alpha/beta-hydrolase. The coding region runs from base 186 to 1409 and encodes 407 amino acids. The transcript has a single exon. NCBI's taxonomy places the organism in Eukaryota, Fungi, Basidiomycota, Wallemiomycetes, Wallemiales, Wallemiaceae. The record is from RefSeq and is a predicted model, not a curated record.